Molecule: messenger RNA, 748 nt
Organism: Myotis brandtii (Brandt's bat)
Lineage: Eukaryota; Metazoa; Chordata; Mammalia; Chiroptera; Vespertilionidae
Product: tyrosine-protein phosphatase non-receptor type substrate 1
Exons: 2
Coding region: 16-726 (236 amino acids)
Biological process (GO): positive regulation of phagocytosis; positive regulation of T cell activation
Cellular component (GO): plasma membrane
Source: RefSeq, a predicted model, not a curated record
GUGAGAGUCACAGUCAUGUUCACUGUUCAUUAUGUUCCUUUUACAGCCAACCCCUCUCGCCCUGUGGUAUCGGGCUCCACAGGCAGGUCGCUGCCUGGGCAGACAGUGAGCUUCCCCUGCCAGUCCAAAGGUUUCUCCCCCAGAAACAUCAUCCUGAAAUGGUUCAAGGAUAGGAAUGAGCUCCCAGCCUCCCAGACCGCCGUGGACCCAGAGGGAGACAGCCCUUCCUACAGCGUCUCCAGCACAGCCAGGGUGCGGCUGGCCCCGGGGGAUGUUCACUCCCAGGUCAUCUGCCAGGUGGCCCACGACACCCUACAGGGGGACCCUCCUCUUCGUGGGACUGCCAACGUGUCUGAGGCCAUCCGAGUUCCGCCCACCUUGGAGGUUACCCAACACACUGUGUCAGAGACCCAGGUGAAUGCCAUCGCCUGCCUGGUGAAGAACUUCUACCCCCGGCGCCUACAGCUGACCUGGCUGGAGAACGGAAACAUGUCCCGAACAGAAACAGCCUUGACCCUCGUAGAGAACAAGGAUGGGACCUUCAGCGGGAGGAGCUCGCUCCUCGUGAAUCUGUCUGCCCACAGGGAGGAUGCGGUGCUCACCUGCCAGGUGGAGCACGAUGGGCAGCCGGCUGUCACCAAAACCAUCACCUUGGAGGCCCUGGCUCACCAGAAGGACCCAGAUGAAUCCUCUGGUGAGGCGCCCACUUUAACUGACCGGCUCUGACUAAAUUUUAUCUUUACUGUUA